This is a messenger RNA of Elaeis guineensis (African oil palm), 641 nucleotides long. Its product is annotated as light-regulated protein, chloroplastic. The record is from RefSeq and is a predicted model, not a curated record. Gene Ontology annotation, cellular component: chloroplast. Lineage: Eukaryota; Viridiplantae; Streptophyta; Magnoliopsida; Arecales; Arecaceae.
AUCAAAUCGAGCAAAGAAGAAUGAAUCACAAGAAACCUUAUCUCACAUCGGGCAAAGGAAAUAAAAGAUAUCAAGGAUGCAGGCAGCUGCUGUGUGCUUCACAGGGCCAUUGCCAAUUAAAGGCACCAAGACCAUGGUGCAAAGGAGGUCAACUAAGCCACACAGGACUCUCAUCAGCCCAAGGGCUGUGGCCAUUACCACUUCUGAAACAUCAACUAUAGACUAUAGCUCCUCGAUCUCUGUAUUCCCUGUGGAGGCCUGUGAUAUAAUUGGCGGUGAGGCAUGCAAUGCUAGGAUGUUCCCUGAAGCGAAGCUUGCGAUGUCAUCGAGCAGCUCAAAAUCUAGAGCAGCUUUGGAGGAGAUCGACAGAGACUAUAUGGAGUAUAAUGAGCCCAAAACGGUGUUCCCUGGUGAGGCAUGUGAUGAUCUUGGAGGAGAGUUCUGUGAAGCUGAGUACCAGAUGGGGGUUUACAGAGACUAAGUCCUGGCUUAACCAAUGGAUGCACUUGGGUUCUAGCUUGUUGUAAAUGGUCCAUGAUAGAAACUGGAUGAAAUCAAAAUACAGCAUAUUUAUGUAGAGCUGUGUGUAUUUCUUAAAGGUCAUAGAUUAAUAAAGCUUUAAUUUUGAUGCUUUCAUGACA